CAUAAUCCAAGAGCUGCUAGACUAAGAUCCCAGAUCCAACAGUAAGGAAAUAAAAUAAUUGAAAUGAUUCACAGUGGAUUCUGUUUUAGAUCUGUAUCAUCUUCUUCUUCUUCUUCAUAUUGUUUUACACCCACGGCUGACACGCAGAUCAACAAUUGCAUAUAAAACGACGCUGUUUUAUUGGCCCAGAGACCGCCAAAACACUAAAGUUAUAAGCCAUCUUCAGGAAGCAAAUCACUCCACGAUUCCAGAAAAUCAGUAAAAUCUAUCUCCAUCUCGAGAUCUCUCUCAAAGACUCCAUUAACCAACCUUACCAAAUUUCCACCACCAGCAAGAGCAAGAAACCCAAGAAAUACAAGACUAGACUCUGGCAAAAUUCCAUGGGAACUGAAUUCAAGAACUCUGCCUCUGAUAUUCCUCUGCUUGAAUCUUCUUCAUCUACAGGAACCGCCUCUACAAUCCAAACGCUUGGAAAUAUCAUUGUCUCCAUUGUUGGUACGGGCAUUUUAGGCCUCCCUUUCGCUUUUCGAGUUGCUGGUUGGUUUGCUGGCUCGCUUGGUAUUGUUAUCGCUGGAAUUUCUACCUAUUAUUGCAUGCUUCUUCUGGUUCAAUGCAGAGACAAACAGGCAUCCCAAGAAUUAACAGCAGAAACAAGAACUUAUGGUGACUUGGGUUACAAAUGCUUGGGCAAUACAGGCCGCUUCCUGUCAGAAUUUCUCAUUUUCAUAUCCCAGUGUGGAGGAUCAGUGGCAUAUCUAGUCUUUAUUGGCCAAAACCUCUCGUCCAUAUUCAAAUUCUCAGGCGUCCCUUUAUCAUCCUUCAUAUUCUUGCUAGUCCCUAUUGAAAUUGCACUUUCUUGGAUUGGUUCUUUAUCUUCUUUAGCGCCUUUUAGCAUUUUUGCAGAUGUAUGCAAUGUUUUAGCGAUGGCAAUAGUGGUUAAAGAGGAUGUAGGAAAGAUGUUGAGUGGUGAAUUUAAGUUCAGUGAUAGAACUGCAAUCACAUCUAAUAUAGGAGGAUUGCCAUUUGCUGGAGGAAUGGCAGUUUUUUGUUUUGAAGGGUUCGGUAUGACUCUGGCUUUGGAGGCAUCAAUGAGAGAGAGGUGCAGAUUCCCCGGCUUAUUAGCCAAGGCAUUCACUGGGAUUACUAUUGUGUAUAUGUUUUUCGGUUUUUCUGGUUAUAUGGCUUAUGGUGAUCAAACUAGAGACAUUAUAACUCUCAAUUUGCCCCACAAUUGGUCUUCCAUUACUGUUCAGAUUGGAUUGUGCUUGGGACUAGUGUUCACAUUUCCCAUUAUGGUACACCCAGUUCAUGAAAUUGUGGAAGGAAAGCUAGAAAAAAGCGAAUGGUAUCAAAAGCUCUACUAUGAUGAUUGUGGGAAUUCAACAAUAAUCGGAAAAUUUGGACGAUACUUGAGUCGUUCAAUUCUGAUAAUCAUUUUGGCAUUCUUGGCAUCAUUUGUUCCUGGGUUUGGUGUAUUUGCUUCGCUUGUCGGAAGCACUGUAUGUGCACUGAUCUCGUUUGUUCUACCAGCCACAUUUCACCUGAUAUUACUAGGUCAGUCUUUGCCUUUCUGGCAGAGAGCCUUAGACUAUUUCUUUUUGAUAGGUGGGUUGCUAUUUGCUGGAUAUGGUACUUACAACACCAUUGUUGGUGUUUGAAGCAAUAUUUUGGCUUUGAAUUCAGUUUAGUUCCGAGGAAUCUAUGUUUCUGCACUGCAAGCCGUAGCUGCGUGAAAGAGAGAGACUUUCUGGAAGAGGUUCAUUCUUAGAAUUUGGAAGAGGAAAUUGUAUAUUUGGAUGCUGAAAAUGUAUCAGCAAAGCCUUAUAUUUUCAUAGUGGUUGUAAGUCUUUAUCCAAAUAAAGUGAUGUUUAGUUCUG
This is a messenger RNA of Manihot esculenta (cassava), 1877 nucleotides long. Its product is annotated as amino acid transporter ANT1. The record is from RefSeq and is a predicted model, not a curated record. Gene Ontology annotation, molecular function: amino acid transmembrane transporter activity. Gene Ontology annotation, biological process: amino acid transmembrane transport. Gene Ontology annotation, cellular component: vacuolar membrane. Lineage: Eukaryota; Viridiplantae; Streptophyta; Magnoliopsida; Malpighiales; Euphorbiaceae. The transcript is spliced from 3 exons. The coding region runs from base 381 to 1658 and encodes 425 amino acids.